GUCUCAUCUCUUCUGAGUAAAUGAAGAAGGCAACUAUGAAAGCACAGCAUUUACCUUCUGUUUCCAUCAAUGAGGAGAAGUGUAUAACCAGAGAGCAGCUUAGUUCUCUGCUGAAGACAUAUAACUCGUAUUAUUCCGAUCAAGAAAACCUGCAGCUGUCAUAUAAUCAGACAGAAGGCAGCAAACCUUUUAUUGAAGGAAUCUUGUCAAUAUUUUGGGGAGUCCGGCAUCCUAUCCGAUUAAAAAUUCAGGAUGAGAAACAGAUACCUUCUUUUGUGACCCUGAAAUCAACAGAGAACAUUGGUUUGUUUGCCAGUAAAAGGGGAAUGACGCGCUGGGGAGAAUUUGAUAAUCUACAUCAUAUUAGUGGGGAGACACUGAAAUCUGCAGAAGAGAAGUCAAACCUGGAGAAAAGUUAUUCAUGUUAUGAAAGCAGCACUCUGAAGUCCAAGAGCGAGCAGGAACAUGACUCUGCUUCCCUGCCCAGAACCCUGAGCGAUGCCGCAGUGGUGAGGAAGAGGACCAAGUUCCCCAUGAUCGCAAGAACAGAAGUGGAAACUCACAGGUUUUCUAUUAAUGGACACUUCUACAACUAUGAGACAUCAGUUUUCACUCCAGCUUUUGGAUCAGAAACCAAAAUUCGAAUAAACAGCCGUAUGAGAACACGAGAAGUAGUAGAGCAGCUGCUUCGAAAGUUUAAGAUAGAGAACAGUCCACAUGAAUUUGCACUUUAUAUUAUCCAUGCAUCAGGAGAAAAGAAACAGCUGAGGAGUGGAGACAUCCCCUUACUGCACAGGCUCUUACAGGGGCCUUCAGAGAAGAUUGCCCAGUUUUUUCUCAUGGACAGGGAUGUAGAGGAGGUCAGCAGUGACGUUGCUCAAUAUAUUCAGUUUCAUCUUCCCUUUUUGGAAUCAAUUCUGCAUAGACUGAAUGAAGAAGAAGAACAGGAGAUUCAGCAGACAAUUGCAAAAUACCUUAAAGAGAAGAGUAUGAUACGCCAGCACCUCCAUAGUCGAGCUGUCAAGAAAACAGAGACUACUGUUUGACAUGACUGGC
This is a messenger RNA of Tinamus guttatus (white-throated tinamou), 1056 nucleotides long. RefSeq names its product Ras association domain family member 6 (gene RASSF6). Gene Ontology annotation, biological process: signal transduction. The record is from RefSeq and is a predicted model, not a curated record. Lineage: Eukaryota; Metazoa; Chordata; Aves; Tinamiformes; Tinamidae.